Pocillopora verrucosa is the source of this 915-nucleotide messenger RNA. RefSeq names its product cyclic nucleotide phosphodiesterase inhibitor-like. Gene Ontology annotation, cellular component: extracellular region. Lineage: Eukaryota; Metazoa; Cnidaria; Anthozoa; Scleractinia; Pocilloporidae. The record is from RefSeq and is a predicted model, not a curated record. Gene Ontology annotation, biological process: multicellular organism development; negative regulation of Wnt signaling pathway.
CGUACCCUUUGGCGAAAUGAGGUUUCUUUUGGGAUUUUCAGUGCUAGCAUCGUUCUAUGUGGUCAGUCACGGUGAAGCUAAGAUAGAGGAGGAUAGUGAAAUCGCCAAGCGUGCUUAUAUACCAUGCGGCAACUAUUAUUGUCACGAUGGAUUCUACUGCUACAGUGGUAACUGCCGGCCCAUUCGCUCCUGUGGAGCUCACGAUCACUGCCCCUCGGACCAAUACUGCGACAUUCACCUAAGGGUCUGCAGGAAAGGAAUCAGGAGGUGUUAUGCCCACCAUGAAUGUGGUUACGGGAACAUCUGCAAGGGUGGUAUCUGUAAGAAGCGAGAGUGCAGGAAACAUACAGACUGUCCUGAUAACGAGGCCUGCUAUUAUCCGGGCAUCUGCAGAGGCUACCAAGCUUACUGCCACGAGGGAUACCCAGGAUAUUGCAAGGAUGGAUAUGUUUGUGUAGCAAAGAGGUGCAAAAAACGCCAAUGUAAUAGUAAGUACGAUUGUAAGCUUGGUGACCAUUGUGUGGGAGGAUUCUGCAAGCCUCAGCCGGGAUUUUGUUCGUCUGAUGGAGACUGUGACAAAAACCAAUGCUGUGCCAAAGGAAACGAUCAACAUGGAGUGUGCAAGAGUCUCGUCAAACCUGGGCGCGGAUUUUGGUGUCCAUUAAAGCAAUCUGUUCGCGAAUGUCCUUGUGUGCCUGGAUAUGCAUGUGAACAAACCACCACUAGCACCGUCUGGGGAAAAUGUCUGCCAACCGACGGGGGAUCUGGAUCUGGGUCAGGUGACUUUUAGGUCACGUGAUGAAAUGAAGAGCAUCGGGCACAGUCAAUGUGUUCUGAAUUGUUCUAUUGAAUUAAAAUAACACAUCUGAGAUUAUUGUGGGACGUGCUGGUCUUUGUUUGCUCGAUAGAGUUACC